AUGGUGAGCUACGAUAUUUUGGAGAGGGAAAAUGUUCCAGAGGUGUUACAAAGUAAGCCUCGCUGGAUGGCAUGUGUGAUAAUAGCAGCGACGGUCAUGACCAUCACCAUGUCUGCGGUUGCUGCCGGCGCGUUCAUCGGCUACACAUACUGCUACCUUGAACACAGACACAGCUUAGCCACAGGAAAUCUGACACAUUCAACAAGCUUCCAAAUAGUCCACGUCCCUUUAAUGCAGGAGACUGAAAACACAAAGAAAAAUAGGACGAUUAAUUCUGCUUUAUCCAGCGUUCUUGUAUCCAGGAUUUUAAAAAUCGGUCACGCUUUAUUGGAUGAGGAGAUAUCAAGUCUGCCGUGGGCGUCUGAAGUACCGGAAGUGAGCCAACCCACACUUUGA
Arctia plantaginis is the source of this 396-nucleotide messenger RNA. The record is from the annotation of a GenBank genome assembly. Lineage: Eukaryota; Metazoa; Arthropoda; Insecta; Lepidoptera; Erebidae.